AUGAAGCGGGAACUGUGCUCAAGGGCCUUGACUCAUACCUUCCUGGCCGAAUUCAUUGGCACAACGGUCUUUGUGUUCGUCGGCCUGGGCUCUGCCCUGCCCUGGCCCCUGGCCUCCCCUUCGGUCCUGCAGGUCUCUCUCGCCUUUGGCCUGGCUAUCAGCACCUUGGCCCAGUGCUUGGGCCAUGUCAGUGGCGCCCAUCUCAACCCUGCAGUGACCACCGCAUUCCUGCUGGGCUCUCGCAUCUCCCUGUGCAGAGCUGCUUCCUACGUCCUCGCUCAGCUCCUCGGAGCCGUGGUGGGAGCCGCUCUUCUGUAUGAGUUGACCCCCAGUGAGGUCCACGGAAGCCUGGGGGUCAAUGGGCUCCAGAAUACCACGUCGGCAGGACAGGCUGUGACCAUUGAGAUGUUCCUCACUCUCCAGCUGGUGCUCUGCGUCUUUGCGUCCAGCGACAGCCGCAGGACGGACAACGUUGGCUUCCCGGCAUUGUCCAUUGGAUUGUCAGUCACUGCAGGACACCUGAUAGGGAUCUACUACACUGGCUGCUCUAUGAACCCGGCUAGAUCCUUUGGCCCAGCUCUGGUCAUGGGGAACUUUGCUAACCACUGGAUUUUCUGGAUCGGACCGCUAGCUGGUGCCAUUGUAGCCAUGAUGCUAUAUGACUAUCUUUUGUGCCCGCAACCCAGGGGCACGGCAGACCGAAUUGCCAUCCUCAGAGGAGACCGUGAUCCUGAGAAAGAAGCAGAGCAUGAACGCCGGAAGAAGCUGUCCUUGAAGACCUACUCUCCUCGGCCCAGUAUACCUGAAGGAGUGUCUCCACCUCCCAUCUUUCAGCCCAGACACAGAUCUAGCUCUGAAGGCCUUCUGGCUGUUAACUUCAUUGCGAUAAAUGAGGUUACAGGGAACCAGGCAGAGGGCCUUCUCGGUGGUUGCGCCCACCCCAUGGAACACCCUCCUGUCAGGCGUCAAGGAAAUAAACAACUAUCUGACUUUUAGAAGUCAUCUGAAGGCAGGCCGGUAUAGGGAAGUUUUUAAUGCUUGACAUUUUACUGUGCUUUUUAAUGUGUUUUUAAUUCAUUGGAAGCCACACAGAGUGGCUGGGGCAACCCAGUCAGAUGGGUGGCAUGUAAAUAAAUUAUUAUUAUUAUAUGAAUGGCUUAGGUCCAGUAACCUUUGUUAGGGGCUGCUUGCUGUAAUAUGGACCUUCCUGGGAAUUCAGAUCAAAUUCCGAGGCCACCUCAGGAUAGCCACUGGGUGAAUGCAAGAUGUUUUUUGUUUAGCUCUGGAAUGUUCUUCCCAUCAAGAUCCAUCAGGCUCCCUCUGUGCCUUUUCCUUAUGCAGUGGAAGUCACUUUUGCUUGGGCGGGCUAUUAAUGUACAAUGUCUUUUCAUUUCCCUGCUGCUGACUUUCAGUGCUUCACAUCUUUUACCUUCACCCUAAUUGCCGUUUCUCUUAGUGGUGCUUGUCUUUAACAAUCAGAAGCCAGAACUGAGCAGGACUUGCGUCAAUCGAUGGGUCUAGUGUGCCUUAAUGUUCUGGGAAGCACCUUCCAGUUGGUUAGCUGAAGAGGGGUGGGGUGGGGGGAACCUGUUUCCAAGCAGUGGCAUUUAUUCAUAUCGCAGAAUUUAGCUUACAGAACAUAUCAGAAGACACAGGAUGCACUUGAUCAUACACAAACCAGGCCUUUGCUAAAAUAAUGGGACUUUGGACUUUAAGGUGGAAUGUGAUGACAUUUUAAGAGGAAGAAAAUUACCGGUAUACAUUUUUAGGUGCCAGGCAAAAGCGUUCCUUUUUAACCAGGCCUUUGGUUG
Zootoca vivipara (common lizard) is the source of this 1811-nucleotide messenger RNA. The record is from RefSeq and is a predicted model, not a curated record. NCBI's taxonomy places the organism in Eukaryota, Metazoa, Chordata, Lepidosauria, Squamata, Lacertidae.